GUCUCUAUAAACACCAUCUGUUUGAACAUUUGUCGCCAUGGGAGUCACUCACACGACGGAUCCCGAGGCGCGGGAUGCAAAGCGAGAUCUCAAAGUCGUUUUGAACAGCCAAGAUACCUUUUCAGGUUCGGAAAAGACGGAGCCAGACGCCAAAGAGUCCGAAGACACACAAGAGGGUAACACGGAAAUCACCACCGUCUGGAACAAGAAGCUCAUCACCAUUGCGUACCUGAUGAUCUGGGUCAUCUACUUCUUCGAGCUGAUGCAGCGUGGUGUAGAAGCCUCGCUAGCCCCAUACGUGCUGUCCGAGUUUGCCAACCACUCCCUGACGCCCGUCGUGCUCAUCAUGAGCUCCGUGUUUGGCGGUGUCUUCAAGCUUGCUCUAGCAAAAGUGCUCGAUCUGUUUGGUCGCCCGCUGGGAUGUCUAGUGUCUGUGAUUGUGGCAACGUUUGGUCUUGCCAUGAUGGCCGCAUGCAACAGUGUUGAGAUGUACUCUGUGGCGCAAAUCUUCUACAGCUUGGGCAACCACGGUCUCAUGUACUGUCUUGGUGUCUUUAUCGCGGAUACCUCGUCUCUUCGCAAUCGUGGGUUGAUGUGGGCAUUUGCCUACUCACCUAAUCUCAUCACCUCUUUCAUGGCCGGUCCCAUCUCGGAGAGCUUCUUCAACGGGCCUGGAUGGCGGUGGUUCUUUGGCUCGUUUGCAUUGAUGCUGCCGCUGGUCAAUCUGCCGCUGUUCUUCCUCUUCAUGUAUACCUCGCGAAAGGCCAAGAAAUUGGGCUUGAAGACAAAAGAGGUCGUCGAUAGAACCAUGUGGCAGUCUAUAAAGCACUAUAUUUGCGAGUUUGACGCCCUUGGGUUGAUUCUUCUGACUGUUGGCCUCGCUUUUGUGCUGCUUCCUAUCAAUAUUUACCGUCUGCAGCCCGACGGAUGGGCUAGUCCGCUGAUUAUCGUCAUGAUGGUGCUUGGAGUCGUCUCAUUAGUAGCCUUUGUUAUUUGGGAGCGAUACUUUACCCCCGUUACCUUUAUUCCUUACGAGCUGCUCUUGGACCGUACCAUCAUAGGAGCCUGUAUUCUGGCGGGUGUCUUGCUCAUCAGUAUCUACUGCUGGAUGAGCUACUUUAUCUCCUGGUUGCAAGUAGCCAUGGACCUCAGCAUUCGCACCUCAAGCUAUAUUGCACAAAUCUAUGGCCUUGGUGCUGUCUUCUGGUGCGUCGUCAUGGGCUUCUUUAUCCGAUACACCGGCCGGUACAAAGCGCCCACGCUGUACUUUGGUGUGCCGGGAAGUAUUCUCGGUCUCGGUCUUAUGAUUUACUUCCGCCAACCCGAUGUACAUGUCGGCUGGAUCAUCAUGUGCCAAAUCAUCAUGUGUCUUACUGGCGGUACUAUCUUUGUCUGCGUCCCUGUCGCCAUCAUGGCUGCCGCUUCAGACAAACACGUUAGUGUCCUUUUGGCCAUUGAAGGCAUGUUUGCUGAGCUCGGAGGCGCUAUUGGACUGAGCAUAGCGUCGACGAUUUGGCAAGCAUCGUUCCCAGCCAAGCUGGCCGAGUAUCUCCCCGAAAAGGACCAGCCAAAUCUGAUGAAGAUAUAUAGCAGUCUUCAAACACAGCUAUCAUACCCAGUCGGAACAGACACACGCACAGCUAUUCAGCAAGCCUAUAGUGACUCUCAGCAACUUUUAUCGAUUACAGGCACGGCCAUUUGGGCGAUUGGCCUGAUUGCCACCAUUGGAUGGAAGGAUAUCAAUGUGAAAAACGUCAAGAAAGCAACCGGAAGUCACUGA
Molecule: messenger RNA, 1780 nt
Organism: [Torrubiella] hemipterigena
Lineage: Eukaryota; Fungi; Ascomycota; Sordariomycetes; Hypocreales; Clavicipitaceae
Source: the annotation of a GenBank genome assembly